Molecule: messenger RNA, 3238 nt
Organism: Loxodonta africana (African savanna elephant)
Lineage: Eukaryota; Metazoa; Chordata; Mammalia; Proboscidea; Elephantidae
Gene: PROS1
Product: protein S
Exons: 15
Coding region: 83-2116 (677 amino acids)
Cellular component (GO): extracellular region
Molecular function (GO): calcium ion binding
Source: RefSeq, a predicted model, not a curated record
CCUGCAGCUCCGCCGCGCGCCGAGCGCUCCAGUCCCGCCGCGCCGCGCCACCGUCCCAGUGCGCGCCUCCGCCCGCUUUGCAAUGAGGGUCCCCAGUAGGCGCUGCGUAGCGCUGCUGGCAUGCCUUGCCUUAGUGCUUUCUCUCUCAGAGGCAAACUUUUUGUCAAAGGAAUAUGCUUCACAAGUCCUGAUUAGGAGACGACGUGCAAAUUAUUAUGUAUGGGAAGAAAGACUUGAGGGUAAUCUCGAAAGGGAAUGCAUUGAAGAGCUGUGCAAUAAAGAAGAAGCCAGGGAGAUCUUUGAAAAUGAUCCUGAAACGACAUAUUUUUAUCCAAAAUACUUAGGUUGUCUUGGCUCUUUCCGAGCUGGGUUAUUCACUGUUUCUUCACGUCAGUCAACCAAUGCUUAUCCUGACCUAAGGAGCUGUGUCAAAGCCAUUUCAGAUCAGUGUGAUCCUUUACCAUGCAAUGAAGAAGGAUACAUGAGUUGCAGUGAUGGCCAAGCUACAUUCACUUGCGUUUGUCAAUCAGGUUGGCAUGGAGAGAAGUGUGAAUUUGAUAUAAAUGAAUGCAAAGAUCCUACAAAUAAUAAUGGAGGGUGCAGCCAGAUUUGUGAUAAUACACCUGGAAGUUACCACUGUUCCUGCAAAAAUGGUUUUGUUUUGCUUUCAAAUAAAAAGGACUGUAAAGAUGUGGAUGAAUGCUCUAUAAAACCAAAUAUUUGUGGCACAGCUGUGUGCAAGAACAUCCCCGGAGACUUUGAAUGCGAAUGUCCUAUAGGCUACAAAUACAGUCCCAAUUUAAAGUCUUGCGAAGAUGUGGAUGAAUGUUCUGAGAACAUGUGUACCCAACUUUGUGUCAAUUACCCAGGCGGUUACUCAUGUUACUGUGAUGGGAAGAAAGGAUUUAAACUUGCCCAAGAUCAGAAGAGUUGUGAGGCUGUUCCAGUGUGCCUUCCCUUGAACGUUGACAAAAAUUAUGAAUUACUUUAUUUGGCAGAGCAGUUUAUAGGGGUCGUUUUAUAUUUAAGAUUUCGCUUGCCAGAAAUCACCAGAUUUUCAGCUGAAUUUGAUUUCCGAACAUAUGAUUCAGAAGGCAUCAUACUGUAUGCAGAAUCUCUUGAUCACUCAGCUUGGUUACUGCUUGCACUUCGUGAUGGAAGAAUUGAAAUUCAAUUUAAAAAUGAGGAAACAACCAAAAUCACCACUGGAGGCAAAAUUAUUAAUGAUGGUCUAUGGAAUAUGAUCUCUGUGGAAGAAUUAGAACAUAGUAUUAAUGUUAAGAUAGCUAAAGAAGCGGUGAUGAAUAUAAAUAAACCUGGAAGCCUUUUUAAGCCUACAAAUGGAUUUCUGGACACCAAAGUAUACUUUGCAGGAUUACCUCGGAACGUGGAAAAUGCACUCAUUAGACCGAUUAACCCUCGUCUAGAUGGAUGUAUACGAGGCUGGAACUUGAUGAAUCAAGGAGCUUCAGGAGUAAAGGAAAUUAUUCAAGAAAAACAAAAUAAGCAUUGCCUCGUCUCUGUGGAAAAGGGUUCCUACUAUCCGGGUUCUGGAGUUGCUGAAUUUAGCAUAAAUUACCAUACCAUAUCCAGUGUUGAAGGCUGGCAUAUAAAUGGGUCCUUGAAUAUCCGUGCAUCCACAGGCACUGGUGUUUUAUUUGCCUUGGUUUCUGGUCAAACAGUACCUUUUGCCUUGUCCUUGGUGGACUCCAUCUCUGGAAAAUUUCAGGAUUUCGUGGUGUCUAUUGAAAAUACCGUAAUAUCUCGGAUAAAGGCCCUAAAUUUGUGUUCCAGUCAACAAUCUCAUCUGCAAUUCCAAGUCAGCAGAAACAAUCUGCAUCUGUGGAAUCCAUUUGAAAAAGAUACCAUCUACUCUGAAGACUUUCAGAGUCAACUUGCCAUCUUGGACAAAGCAAUGAAGGGAACAGUGGUCACUUAUCUGGGUGGCAUUCCAGAUAUUCCCUUCAAUGCAACACCUGUGAAUGCCUUUUAUAAUGGCUGUUUGGAAGUGAAUAUUAAUGGUGUUCAACUGGAUCUGGAUGAAGCCAAUUCUAAACACAAUGAUAUUAGAGCUCACUCAUGUCCGACGGUUUUGAAAAACACAAACAGUUCUUAAGGCAUCUUUUCUCUCUUUUGAUAUUAUCUUUUUUCUGUGUGUAAUUAUACUUAUGUUUCAAUAACAGCUGAAGGAUUUUACCUGUGAUGUGCGGACCUUGAUUAUUUUGCAGUAUUUUGACCUUCUUGGAAUUUUAAAAAGGUCCUUUUUCAAAAACAAAACAAAUAUGUGUAUAUAUAUAUGUAUGCCGUGAUACAAAUCAUGUUUGAAAAGUCUUACCUUGUUGCUAUCUAGAAAUUAAAUAAUGAAACACAUAAAACUUUUAAGUUUAAAUAUUUUCCUACAAAUGAUAUUGCUUCAUUUUUCUAUUUGUGAAAGAAAAUUUAAUUUUGCAAUCAUGAGCUAGUGUUUAAAUACCAAUUUUUCUCAGAAGGCAAGGAUGUAAGCCCAAACAAAAGUGCAUGUGACUAAAUAUUAUUGAUCGUAGCAGAUAGUAUUUUUGUUUGUUUGUUUUGUUUUGUUUUCCCCAAUGGAGGCAGAAGAGCCUAUUAAGUCUAAAUUGAAUAGAAGGUCUUAAAGCUUUAUUCUAAAACAGUUCCUCAGGGAGAUUAGCUUUGGUUUCGUCCUCUUCUUACCUGAUUUCAAAGUUGAAACAAUAUCUUUACUGGAUUAGGAAAUAAGUGGGACGGUUUUUUGACAGCAGCACAAUUUAAUUCUACGGUGAUGAGAAAUGGAUUGUGUUGGAAUGGGUGUGCAAAGCUGGAAUGGAUACAUCCCUUAAACUUGGCUGUGUGAGCUAUGGAUUAGCAAAGGUAGAAUUUACCAAUGGAAAGGAAAAUGAACAACGUGGAAGACAAAAUUCAUAGUUCUCCUUACACCCAACCUCGAUUGUCAGAGUGGGAUACCAUAAUGUGGCUGUGGUGGGACAAAAAGAACUAUGAAAACUAAAACUGAUUUUAAUAAAAGGCUGAUCACAGAACGACAGAGUUAAUAGUGGGUCUUUGUAAUCAAAGAAGUAAGGAGGUAAGAUGGUCACAUACUUGUUGGUAAGACAUUUUAAGUAAUAGUUAUCACUGUCAAACCUACCGUUCACAACAGGUGUUUCACUGACAGUUUUAGAAAAUAAACUUUUUUUUUCAGUAUAGAUAUUUUGUAUCAUGUAAAAUUUAAUAAAUUGGUAUA